AUGGUAGAUGUUGACGUCGAUCCAAACCGACCUCACCGUGUUCUUGCGGUCGCCAUUCUCUUCCUGCGCUUGACUCCCGUUGCGGUUGCGCUGCGCCUCUACUCGAAGGUGUUCAUCACGCGAGCUUUUUCCUCCGACGACAAGGUCCUGUGCUUGCUCCAGGUCGUAUUCACCACGUUCCUGAUCACGGAGAUCUUGGGGGUCGUUUACGGCACGGGCCGUGAUGCAACAGAAAUCCCACGAGCAGACAGACGGACAGCUCUUCAGUAUUUUUUCGCCGGCGAACUCCUAUACCUCCUGACGACCAUACUACUCAAAGUCUGCGUCGGCAUACUCCUCCUCCGCAUCGCAAUCGUCCCGACGCACAUCUGGAUCCUGCGUAUACUCCUCCUCUCGACGCUCGUUUUCGGUGCUCUGUACCUAUUCCUCAUCGCCUUCCAAUGCAGACCGGUGCACACAUUCUGGGACCAAGGACCACGCACACCGGGCCACUGCUUUGGAAGAAACAUCGUGCUGGGCACCACCUUCACGGCGGCAUCGCUUAACUGCGUCGCAGACUGGACGUUCGGGAUUCUGUCGCUAUUCAUAGUCUGGUCUCUGGAUCUCCGACUCAAAACCAAAGUCCUGGUUAUACUUCUGUUAGGCUUCGCGUCCAUAGUAAGUAUCGCCACGAUUAUCAGGGCGGUAACAGUACCCUCGGUUCUGAGCGAGGAAAACUUUCUUCGCGACACUGCAUACUUCGCCAUCUGGAGCACCGUCGAGCCCGGAAUCGGCAUCACCGCCGCCUGCGCGCCGAGCCUCACCCCUCUCGUGAGGCACUUGUGUGGGAAAGGAAAACAAGAGGACGAUAGAGGUCCUUGGAGAACGAGAUCUCUCCCGAACAUCAGCGUAACGAACGAAACGAUGCCGAAAAAGUUUUUCACGAGCUCCCUGUCGAGGAGCGAGUCGCCGGCAGCGAUGGAGAUGCCUCGGCUGCGUUUCGACGACUUCACCUACGAAUCACGAAUAUCAGGACCGGACUCACAGCCGCCAAGACCGGGUCCGCCACGAAAUCGAUCCUCCUGGGCCUUCCCACUGCGGUCAGGCUCGGGUUCAUCCUCGUCAUCUGCGCCCGGAUUGGAGCCGUGCGCCAACACGAACCCGGGGAAAUCAGCAUCUGCCGGGGGGAUGUUGUCGGAGCCACCGUCUUCGGGAAUCAUGAAGACGAUGGAGAUCGAGUUGUCCUACGAAGAGAGGCGGUGGACGACGAGGCACGAGAGGCUGAUGCCGCGGGACGAGUGCAUGAACCUGAGGCCGCAGUCUCUCGCGGUCAUCAGGAGAUUGACGAGCGGGGAGGUGCCCCUCCUGCCUGGCGGCAACAUAUCACCCGUGUCUGCGGAUUUCGAUAUCGAGGCGGGGUUUCCGUCGGCCACCUUCAGGCACUCUUCACCUCCCGAGGCGAGUUGGGAGUGGCCGGAAAGCAGUCAAGCUAUCUUGCGCGCAGAGGAGGGAAUGGGAACGUCUUCACUACAUGUAGGCCUAAGCAACCCAGUUCGAGGGGAAAAUGGGCAGAUCGGGGACUCAUAG
Messenger RNA from Colletotrichum karsti, 1566 nucleotides. RefSeq lists its product as uncharacterized. The transcript is spliced from 4 exons. The record is from RefSeq and is a predicted model, not a curated record. NCBI's taxonomy places the organism in Eukaryota, Fungi, Ascomycota, Sordariomycetes, Glomerellales, Glomerellaceae. The coding region runs from base 1 to 1566 and encodes 521 amino acids.